AUGGCAGUUAGUUUGGGGCUUUCGUUCUACGUGGCCGUUUUAGGAGUUGCGGCGAUUUAUUUUUACGAUGUAGGGGGCUCGGUUGAACAUGAUGCCGCCGGGCAUCCCGUCACGACGGCCCCGCCGGGGGAGUCCAAUGAUAGCAGCCCCAACGCAACCGACCACGAGCCGUCAGAACAGCACGCACAUUCGCCACCGUAUGAGAUAUGUUUCCUGUUUGGAUCAUGCGUGUUUGGAGUAUUGAUUACCUUUGCAGCUCUUGUGCGGACACUUCUUCAGAAGGUACCCAUCCCUUACACAGUGGUCCUUCUCAUCUUGGGUGUAUGUCUUGGCUUGCUCUCUGAGAAGGUGCCUGAGAUAAACAACUACACCUCAUCAGUUGCUCAUAUGGACCCGCAUCUUCUGCUGCACAUCUUUCUACCUGUACUUAUAUUUGAGUCUGCUUUUGCGAUGGAUGUACAUACCUUCAUGAAGAGCUUUGUACAGGUGUGCAUCUUGGCUAUCCUAGGUCUGAUUGUAGCGUCAGCUCUUACCGCAGUGCUAGCUAUGUACGUCUUCUCGUACAACUGGUCGUUCAGCGUUAGCAUGAUGUUUGGCGCUAUCAUGAGUGCAACAGACCCAGUAGCUGUGGUAGCACUUCUGAAAGAUCUUGGUGCUUCUAAGCAACUUGGUACCAUGAUAGAAGGUGAAUCGCUGUUGAAUGACGGAUGCUCCAUCGUUCUCUUCUACGUCUUCAAAGAUAUGUCAGUACCAAACCAUGGUGCAACAGCGGCCAGCAUCACUCUGUACUUUGUUCGAGUGGCACUCGGCGGUCCGCUAUUCGGCUUAGUCAUGGCCAAGAUCACCACCAUGUGGCUCUCCUACAUCUUCAACGAUGCGAUGGUAGAGAUCUCCAUCACCCUGGCGUCUACGUACCUCACUUUCUACUUUGGAGAAUCGGUGCUCGGGGUGUCCGGUGUGCUUGCUGUGGUUGUUCUAGGGCUGAUCGUGAAUGCUGAGAGGACUUCAAUUAGUCCGGAAGUGGAGGUGUUCUUGCAUAGAUUUUGGGAGAUGCUUGCCUACCUAGCCAACACGUUAAUCUUCAUGUUGGUAGGUCUCGUCAUCACGAAGCACGCCCUCGCCAACGUAGAUCCCAUCGACUGGUUUUACGUUUUUGCGCUCUAUAUUGGCAUCAACAUCAUAAGGGGAAUGGUGAUUGCAAUGUUCAGCCCAAUUCUCUCCCGUAUCGGUUAUGGACUGAGCUGGCGUAAUGGCGUCAUCAUGACGUGGGGUGGCCUCCGAGGUGCCGUGGGUCUAGCAAUGGCUCUCCUCGUCGCGCAAUCUGAGGAGCUUGACUCGCAGACCAUCGGCAGCAAGGUGUUGUUUCACACCUCUGGAAUAGUGAUACUGACCCUAUUGAUUAAUGCUACGACCAUUCAUCUACUGCUGAGGAUGCUGGGUAUGAGUGACAUUUCCAUACCGAAACGGUUGGCCAUGGCGAACGCCGUCAAACGGAUCCAAGAGGGUCAGGCUCGAACUUUUGCGAUGCUGAAGGCAGAUCGCUUCUUGGCUGAUGCUGAUUGGACGAUCGCCGUGAAGGCGGCUGAUAUUCACGAUCCGUACAAGACCGACCUCGAAGAUGGUAAACUAGGCAGGGAGGGAUUAAGUCUUGCCCCGCAGUCAAGUGUCUGCCCUAUGUGUCACACCGAUGUGCUCAAUGAACCGUCACCGACAGAGUAUGCUGAAAUGAUGGACGAAGCCAGACUACGCAUGCUCAAAGCAGAACAGGUGAGCUAUUGGAAGCAGUUUGAACACGGCAUGCUUUCUCGCGAGGCCGUUCGAGUCCUGGUCGGGUACACCGAGACGGCAGCUGAUCAGAUAGAGGGCUUUGUAAGCGUACAAGAUCUCAAGAAAAACUGGGAGAUCAAGGGGGUGUAUCCGUAUUUGAAACGCAAACUGGAAGAGUUGAUCCACGUCAAGAAGGUUGAGGAGCUUCCGGCGGCUCGUUUCCGGAUUCAACGUUUCAUGUUCAAACUCAGCAGUCACGUCGUGUUUGAGGUGACCAUCAUGGCCGUCAUCGUUCUCAACAUGAUCCCGAUCAUCAUGUCGUUUGUCGUGCAAGAGGAUCAUCCGUUGUACACCAGCUACAAGCCGGGGCUGAAGAUCAGCAACUACGUGUUCACGGCUUUCUACACCAUAGAAGCAUUUGUAAAGGUGAUCGGUUGGCGUCGUUACUACAUAUUCAGCAACUGGAAUAAGUUUGAUUUGUUCAUUCUCAUUAUGUCCUUCAUCGAUAUCAUCCUGGAUGAGGUCAUCGGAGACAACAAAGGAUUCAAUCCGGCCGUCCUUAAGGUCGUCAAACUCAUCCGCCUACUCCGGGGUCUCAGAAUGCUCCGCCUAUUUAAGGUUCUUAUUCCUAAACUGAUCAACAUAGUGAAUGGCCGAAUCAAUCUGAAGCUUUCCCUCGGCUACGACGUCGGUAAAGGCUUCGUUAUCGGCGAGGAAGAAGUCAGCAAGCUGAUUGAUCGUCUUGUGGACAAUGAGAACAUCUUAGGUCACCUCAAGAACGUCUCGGAAACAUCAAGACUGGAAUGCAUCAGAGAGCUAGGAAUGCUACAGCGUGUUCAUCCAGGAAUAGCAGUGUCGGUGAAAACGAGGCAAGCCAUUCGCACCGUUCUCAACCAUUCACGAGAUACUAUCAGAGAACUGCAAGGAGCUGGUCUCAUUGAUGAAUCAGAGACACACAAACUGGAAAAGGUUGUUGAGAUAAAGAUGAAGCAGUUGAUGAAUGCACCAUCGAGCAUCCCACCUCCACCUCCUGAAAAUCUACUUAAGAAUGUACCGUGGAUCGAAGGAGAUAAGAAACUCAUUGAUUUCAUCAAGUCAUGUGCUGAGCUCCUCCAUUUUGACUACGGGGAUUUCAUUGUGAAGGAGGGUGACGUACCAAAUGGGAUUUACCUCAUUGUAUCAGGACUAGUCAAGCUGUUUGGUCAUAGCGAAUACUUGGACCAUGAGCUAGCCAGUCACCACUCAGUCACCGUCAAUUCGGGACCAGGACAGUUUGAAGACUAUCUGUCGGUUGGGAAUGUCAUUGGAGAGAUGGGCGUACUGACAUUGAAGCCUCGCAACGCUACGGUCGUCUGCGAAACAGCUGUACAGGUAUAUUACAUCAACCUUGAAGACAUGCAGACUGCGUUAGAUACUUUUACCCUGCAUCCGUCUCUUCUCUAUCGAUUGUGGAGAGUCAUUGCUAUCCGUAUCGCAACACCGCUGAUGUUGGAACAGAUUGCUUUCCAGGGCUGGACCCAGGAGAGGGUGAAGCUUCAUCUGGAGAGAGGGUACGUACCUGAUCUUGAGGAAGAAGGAUACAACUUCAAUAUUGACGAUAACGUGGAUGAGAUUGUUUUGAUUCAGGGUAAAGCCAUAAACGCACACACUCGGGACGAAAUCGUUGCUCCUCACAUCAUUCCAAAAUCUGUUCACCGUUUGACCUUCAAGAAAGAUGACAAGAACGAUCCAAAGAUUCUGGUGAUCCCGAGCAGUGCGAUGCAACUACCAGCACUAGAGGGUAUCAUUAGUGCUCAAGCCUCCAUGAUGUCAAUCGCCGGUAUGCGCAGCAACGUGUGUCUACAACACACGUCUGUGCAACGCUUGCAAAACUCCAGGACCGUAGUCGGUGGCAGCGGUGGGAUCAGUAAGAAUACUUCAAGAGAGAGGGUCAAAGUAAUCAUGCCACCUCCAAGAGAAGGCAUCAAGAUGAGAGUUCUUGAACCUAUUGAUCCUAAAAGGCAACCCUCUCCGGUGACGGGUCAAGGUGGAAUGACGUAUGUGGAUGAGUCUGUCUAGGAGUGGUAUCCUGAUUUUGUGAAACACUGAAAGGGAUACAUACAUGUAUGGAAUAUUCUUGGGUCUACUGUCAAGGAUUGGUAACCUGACUGAAUGAAUCACGAAAGGAAUAAAUAUAGCAGAUUCUUGGUUGACUUUAGGGUGUAUUUUAGAGGCUCAGCAUGCUAUUUUAAACUUGCUGGAGGAAUAUGUAGGGCAAAUUUGUUGACUGGGGUGUAUUUUCAGAGGCUCGGCCUGUUUUAAACGUACUGGAGGAAGUCAUGGCAAUGCUUUUUUGACUGGGGUGUAUUUUUAGAGGCUCCGCAUACUCAAAACAAAUAUUAACUUAAAAACUGACUUGGUAUCAAGCAUUGGAGAGA
This is a messenger RNA of Asterias rubens (European starfish), 4184 nucleotides long. Its product is annotated as sodium/hydrogen exchanger 10-like. Bases 1 to 3825 code for a protein of 1274 amino acids. The transcript is spliced from 20 exons. Gene Ontology annotation, cellular component: membrane. Gene Ontology annotation, molecular function: sodium:proton antiporter activity; monoatomic ion channel activity. NCBI's taxonomy places the organism in Eukaryota, Metazoa, Echinodermata, Asteroidea, Forcipulatida, Asteriidae. Gene Ontology annotation, biological process: proton transmembrane transport. The record is from RefSeq and is a predicted model, not a curated record.